Molecule: messenger RNA, 2045 nt
Organism: Drosophila mojavensis
Lineage: Eukaryota; Metazoa; Arthropoda; Insecta; Diptera; Drosophilidae
Exons: 2
Coding region: 629-1930 (433 amino acids)
Source: RefSeq, a predicted model, not a curated record
GCAUCAUAGAGACUUACAAAAAAUUUAAAUUUAAUUUAUUUCAAAUUCAGUUCUAAAUAUCUAAUAAAUCUUUGCGAAAUAUGUCUCUGGCAUUUGUUUUACUAAGUAGAAUAACAAAAUAUAAAAUAAAAUCUCCCGAAAAGAAAAACUAAAUAACAUUUUGGCAAUGGCUAAUCUUAAGUUAAGAUCGCGGCAAAUUUUGCUUAUAAAUUUCAAGUUAGAAACCCAUAAUUUUUGUAGCCGGAAUUGGAAUCCAUGAGUCGAUCAUGGCUGGCCCUAGUCCUGAGUCUCGUCUUCCUCCCUUGGCUGGGAGCACAGAAGGGAACCGUGUGCCACGAGCGAGUGCCCCAGAGAGCAAACAGAACGAAUGGAGAGGUGGUAGAGCUGGAGUCUGCGUGAGGUUUGCUGCAAGGGCUAUGAGGGUACGCCGGGCGGAUGUCGACCCCGCUGCAAUCCCCGGUGCGUGCACGCCCAGUGCACCGCUCCACAGCAAUGCACCUGCGACUUGGGCUACGAAAUUCUGAGCGAGCAGGAGUUCAGCAACGCCGGCUGCCAGCCGAAAUGCCACGCCUGUCGCAAUGGCGAUUGCAUUUCGCCUGGCCGCUGUCGCUGUUGGCCCGGCUUCGCGAUGAGUCGCAAGUCGCUGAGCUGCCAGCCGGUGCCGCAUCUACUCCAGCCUGCCGAGCAGUGUGAGUCACGUUGUCGGAGCACUCGCUGGCAAAAGUACUUCAGUUGGAGCCAUCUAUUGAGUGGUCGUACACCCAACACCGUUCCCACUUGUCGCCAGAAUCAGACGGAGCCUUGUCUGCACCUGGAUCGGUGCGUCUGCAAUAGUCACAGCCAGCGGCUGAUUUGCCAAGAUCCAGCACAGAAACUGCCACAGCAAUAUGUGUGCAGUGAUCAGACAGUCAAGACUCAUCCAGGACUUCUGACUGAGCGCUUAGAUGAAGAAUCGUCUGUCAAUCAAAUAGUAAAUAUAAAACAGGUACAUAAGCAAGAUCGAAAAAAUCGGGAUCAUGAAAAUGAUAUCUCAACUGAUGCUGAUCUUAAAGAUCACAAUAUACCACAAAUAGAUCCGAUAAAUCAUAAAAUCUUUCGAAUAUAUCACACAAUUCAGACCGAUCGAAAUACGACAAAUCAGCUCCAUCCAAAGGAUCAGAGAAUUGAAAUUGGAUCUGUAGAUGAUGCUAUUGAUGGGACUGAUAAAACAGCUAUGAUUUAUCAGGCGGAUCCAUUGUCUACGACUGCGACUUCGUGGAUGACUUCUCUGAAUCAAUACAAUCCAUUUUUCAGCACAGAUGAUAUAGAACAGCACAACCACGACGGAACAAAAGCAAAAUCAAUCGAGCGAACAUUGGUAACUGAAAGACCGCUGUUGUUAGACUUAGAAAGAAUAUAUCCGACAAUUCCUACAAAUCAAACACAUCUAGAAAAUGCAACCGAAGCAAAUCUAACUGCUCUGGAUAAAGAUUAUCAAUGGAUAGCUGAUGCAAUUCUAGAAGAACGAAAUCAAGAACUAAAUCAAACAAAUCUCAUAGACUAUAAUGAGUCGAUAUAUGAGAAAGAGCAUUACAAUUCGAUGAAUAACAGCAAUUACAAUAGUUCAUCCCAAAAUUCAAUGAUGAAACAUCUCGUAGAUCCAAUAGAUCCAAGCGAUCGGGAAUAUAGAAAAGAAUUGUCUAAGCCAAGCAUAAACGUUGGUAAUAUCCAUAUGCAAAAGCAAUCGCAUCAUGUAUUGAGUAGUGAUACGACAACUGUAGAUAACGAUGAGCUUAUUGUAAAAGGAGCACUUCAUAAUACCACUCUCAUCAUAGGCCUACUCCUAUUUGUUAGCAUUAUACUAACCAUUAUUAUUAUUGUCAGUUUGUAUGCGAUGCGCAAUCAAGUUAACGCACCUGUCCGCACAGGUCGUGCAGCAUAUUUUGCAUAAGGAUACAAGAAUUUCAAUUCCCGGAAUUGAAUGGAUUUUUAAUUUGACAAAAAUUAAAUUCAAUGAGAAAAUUCUACAAAUAAGACAAAUAAAAGAUUGUACAAUAAUUCAUUUA